UUUCAAGAUGGUGGGGAUCCGAUAGAUCCGAUUCCCGAACCACGAUUCGUUCACGCAAGAUCUGAUGGAAUCGAGAAGGGAGAAUUCCAGUAGCGGCUUCUCGCAGAUGGUAUCAGGUCGGCGCCCAUAUGUCCGCAGCGAAGUUGGAGUAAAACGGUGCGAGCGAGACAGCUAACGAGUGUCGCGUACUUUUAGUGGGGCAACACGGACGGUCCUCGGUAAACACACACCUCAGGAGCCACACCUCGGCGUCGGGGUACAUCGGCAGGAUAUGCUGGACACACGCGUCAGGGUUGCAGGUUGGGUGACUGCGCCUUGGAGUCUAGGGCAGCGGAGGAUGCCAGGCGUAGCGUUUGUCGCCAUCGUUAGUAUCGUUCGUGAGCGUGCCCUUUUCGCUUGGCGCAGGUUGUCCGAAGGAGGUGGUGGACAGUGGGGAGGGAUUUUUUUUGCGAACGCGCGCGCGCGCCUGCGUAUGUGUUUGAGCGGAUGCCGUGUGGAAGCACCCGGCCAGUAAAUACCCGCCAGUAUCGCGCGGCCACGAGAUUGAGAUAUAUCGUGUGCACGGGUUUUGCGAAACGGUUUUGUUUCCCGCGGGCAUCAUAGUCGCGGGUGACCUGGGUAUCCGGACGCGAAAACACAACCGGUGCGUACCGGCCGGAUACGAGUUGGGCGAUGAUCUGCGGCGGGCCACAUGACGUGCCGUGAAACCGAUCGCAACACUCACCCUCCCUGUUCACCGGUCAGACACGUACCCUCCGGCAACCGGAUAUACCUAGCCCAACUCUAGUGCAGUUGAAGGCGGCUGGCUUCCGGCGGUGGUAGAGAUCCUGCACACGCACACACAGACACACAGACUAGAGCGCGAGAUCCUUCACGAGGCAGGCAAGUAAAGCAAAGGACCUUUCAGCCAUGCUGGUACCACCGGACAUGAUCACUGUGCAGUCGAAGACGAUCUUCCAGAUCAACAAGUACUACGCGGAGAAGGUGCAGGUGCGCAUGGGCAACAUCGCCAUCGUGCUGCGUGAGAUCUGCAAGAUCGUGCAGGAGGUGCUGCGCGAGGUAGAGGUCCAAGAACCGAGGUUCAUAUCCAGCCUGGUGGAGUGCAAUGGCCGAUUCGAAGGCCUGGAGGUGAUUUCGCCGACGGCAUUCGAGGUCGUGCUGUACCUCAACCAGAUGGGAGUGUUCAACUUCGUCGACGAUGGCUCACUGCCCGGUGCGGCAGUGCUGAAGCUGAGCGAUGGCCGCAAACGCUCGAUGUCGCUGUGGGUCGAGUUUAUCACCGCGUCCGGGUAUCUGUCCGCCCGGAAGAUCCGGUCCCGCUUUCACACGCUCGUUGCCCAGGCUGUGGAGAAAUGUCCGUACCGGGACAUGGUGAAGCUAGUGCCGGACACGACCGAGGUGAAGCUCCGUAUCCGCGACCGUUACACCGUGCAGAUAACGCCCGCGUUCAAGUGUACCGGUAUCUGGCCCCGGUCGGCAGCACACUGGCCAAUACUCAACAUUCCCUGGCCCCAUCCGGCCCUCGUCGCCGAGGUCAAGACGGAAGGGUUCGAUCUACUCUCGAAGGAGAGUGUUAUCCUGCAGGGGAAGAACGCCAACGUGGAGGGCGACGCCUGGCUGCUGCACUUUACCGAGGCCGAGAAUCGGUUGCUGCAGGGUGGCUAUCGGAAGCGGUGUCUUAGCAUCCUGAAAACGCUGUGCGAUCGGCAUCUGGAUCUGCCCGGCGCACCGAUCGGGUACUACCAUCUGAAGACGCUACUGCUGUACGAGUGCGAGAAGCAUCCGCGGGAAACGGAGUGGGAUGCGGGCUGUGUGGCGGAUCGGCUGAACGGGAUCUUUCUGCAGCUCAUCUCCUGCCUCCAGUGUCGCCGCUGUCCGCACUACUUUCUGCCGAGUCUGGACCUGUUCAAGGGCAAAUCGCCGACGGCACUGGACAAUGCGUCCAAGCACGUGUGGCGCCUCUGUCGGGACAUUCUAACCAGCAGCAAGGCGUUCGAUAGGCUGUAGUCAGGAAAGAGGGGGUUUAUGUCUAGGCCCAACGGUUCCAGCGUGCCGACCAUAUCAAGGUGUCCGGAUAUCUAGUGAGGUGCAGAAAAACACCAAGACACUGUACGCGUGAUGUAUACGAGAUGGAUUCUUAAUCCACAACAGCAAUUAGUGUAAACGCUUAACGUUGUGAACGUUUAGAGGACCGAACGAGGUGAACUGUAUACGAUGUCUGUCGUCUGCCUUAGUUUUGACGUUUAAAGUAAGCUUUCCUACACCAACUUUCUAGUGAAGCGGCAAGAAAUAAGGACUCGGUCAACUAGAACUCGAUUUAUUUGUUUUGCAUUCUUCUGGAUUUGUUCUCUGUUUUACGGUCCGGCAAUAUUUAUAAAACUAGUGACAAAACGUGAACGUGAUAAUUGCUAGAUGUUUAAGGUGUCUCUGCUGCCAUUUGCUUCAAUUUUUGCUUCCGGUGUAGUUGUGAUGCGAAGCAAAAAUACAAAAAACAAGUAACAGAUUCAAUUUUAAGGUUAUGUUUGUUUCACGUUCUGUGCUGUGCUGUGCUUCGAAUCGAACCUCGAACGGUGCAAAAACGGAAGGAUUGGCAUUUUAUCAGAAUUUUUGUUUGUAAAUAAGAAAGGAAAAGCGAAGCUUUCAAUCAACCGGAAGGAAUUGGAUUUUUGUUUUGUUUUUGAAAUUAUUGUUAACGUUAGAUAUAUUUGUAUACACACAGGGAAUAUUUGAUGACAUUAAAAAGCAACAACAAAAUAAAUGGUGGACAAAAUCAUGCUUAAGUAGUAUACGAGUGUGCUUAGGAAAACGAAAAAACGGACGCAUAAGAUGUGUUUACACGACUGCAUCAGAUAAAUAAAUUUUUAUUGAUUUCAUAAUCUAAAA
Messenger RNA from Anopheles stephensi (Asian malaria mosquito), 2883 nucleotides. RefSeq names its product protein mab-21-like. The record is from RefSeq and is a predicted model, not a curated record. Bases 910 to 2007 code for a protein of 365 amino acids. The transcript has 2 exons. Lineage: Eukaryota; Metazoa; Arthropoda; Insecta; Diptera; Culicidae.